GAGGCGGAGGUGGGGCCGUGCGGUUCGGGCGGGAGAUUCGGGCGAUGGCUUUGGCGUCGGCACUGGAGGGAUCUGAGGGGAAUCUGUGUCCUAGCGGGACAUCGACUCUAGAGGAUCCUGAAUGGCUCCAGUUAAAAUCAGCUACGUGGUGUCAUUCUCCUCACAGGACCCCAAGUACCCGGUGGAGAACCUGCUGAGUGAGGGCAGUGUCCGGCCCUGGCUGGACUGCCCCCAGGACCACAGCAGGUGGCUGAGUGUGGAGCUGCAGCUGGAAAGAGCCAGUCCCAUCAGCUACGUGGACAGUGGGAACUGUGGCUGCGCCUUCCUGCAGAUCGAGGUGGGACAUUCCUCGUGGCCGCGUGACCAGCCCUAUGUCACCUUGGUGCCCACUGUCACGCUGAUGACACCGGAUGACUCAAAGCUGGGCCGGAAUCGCUGCAGUGUUCGGAUGUUUAAGGAAGCAGACUUCCCCGUGCCGGUGGUGAGGCAGCACUGGGACUGCCUGCGGCUCACCUGCAGCCAGCCCUUCAGUCCGCGCAGCCACUUCGAGCUCUCCUUCAUCUGCCUGCGCACGCCACAAGAGCACGAGCCUGAGCCCCCCGGCCACCCCCAGGCCUGGAGGAUGCUGAGCCCUCAGACAGCCCCUGGUGCUCCAACCCUGACUUCCACCAGAUGUUUUUUCCCAAACCACCCAGGAGGUCCAGUGCAGAGGAGCAGCUGAGGAGCCACCUGUGGCAGCUGGAAGGGGGUGCUGGGAGCCCAGCCUACCUCAGCCGCUCGGCCUGGAUGGUGCUGUCAGCAGUGCAGAGUCAGGCACUGAGGCCGGGGGGUGACCCAGAGCUACCAGCCAAGGACCUGGGAGGUCCCGUGGUGCCAGUAGGCUCUGCACUGAACAUACCCACAGCCCACCCAAGCACCUGCAAGCAGCCAGACAAGCAACGUGCUCCCAGCCUUGCUGGCAGGGCUCCAGGUACUGCCUCAAGGCCACACAUGGUCAGAAGAAGAGCCCAAACCCAUGGCUCCCGAGAGAGACAGGCCAGGAGUGGCAGGGGACAGACCAGCACUGAUGGGGAGAUGGGCAUCUGUCCCAUCUGCUCAGGCUGCUUCCUCCUGGAUGUACUCCCCAUGCAUACCUCCCACUGCAGGGAAAAAGACCCCACUGCAGCCUGGCCCUCCUUGUCCCCUGACACCUGGAUGUCCUGCCCCAUUUGCGAGCUGCCUUUCAGCAUGGCAGAGGUGGAGCAGCAUGCCAGCACUUGCGGUGAGCCACUGUCCUCAUCCCGCUGCCUGCAGUAGGACAGCAAAGCUGGGGACAAACCCUGUGUUGCCACCUCCCGGGGGCUGAAGCCACAGUGCUGGACCCAGCUGUGGUGCAAGGAGCAAGGGGCAGAGAUGCAGCAGCCCCAGGACGUUUGUGGCAAGGCUGGUGGGAUGGAUGGAGAAGGUGCUUCCAGCCCCUUGGUGGGGUUUGGGGGGAGCUUAAGGGGCCUGAAACACUGUAAUGGCAGGAGUUACUGCCAGAGAAGAAUAAAGGAGAGAGAGGAAAGAGAGAGAAAUGUCCUGUGACUGCCCAGUGCCACAGCAGGUUCCCUGGGUGAGCACUGUGCCUUGGGGCAUGGUGGGGACAAGGAGGAGGUCAUGCUUUUCCUCCCCUCAAGCUUCACUUGGAGUUCCAGAACUGUGGCCCAUGGGAGGAGGAAGCCAGAACCCCUAA
Molecule: messenger RNA, 1714 nt
Organism: Empidonax traillii (willow flycatcher)
Lineage: Eukaryota; Metazoa; Chordata; Aves; Passeriformes; Tyrannidae
Product: putative short transient receptor potential channel 2-like protein
Exons: 10
Coding region: 122-721 (199 amino acids)
Biological process (GO): single strand break repair; base-excision repair
Cellular component (GO): nucleus
Molecular function (GO): damaged DNA binding
Source: RefSeq, a predicted model, not a curated record